GCGUGUAGUUACGGGAGAAUCAGUAGAGAUUUUGGGGAAAAUUACUGUGCCAGUUUCAAUAAAAAAUGAAGGGGAAUGGAAAGAGAUGGGAAAACUCGAUUUGGUUGUCGUGAAUUCAGGUAAAUCUUUUUUGCCUCUAUGCGGGAGAAACUGGAUUUCAGUAUUGUUUCCGCGGUGGAGAUCACUGUUUGGGGCGGAAAAGGGGAACACGGCGAUGAACCAAAUGUGUGUAAAAACGGAGGUCACAUUGGGGAGUGAUAAGAGUUUAAUAGAGAAAUAUGGGGAUGUAUUUGAUGUGCAAGACACAUCACCGAUAAAAAAAUUCUCCGCUAGUAUUGUGCUGAAACCCGAUGCAAGACCAGUUUUUCACAAGGCAUACACAGUGCCUUUUGGAAUUCGUGGAGAAGUGGAGAAAGAAUUAGACAGACAGGUAGAGAAAGGGUUUUUAAUUCCUGUGAGUUCGUCGCGUUGGGCAUCACCCAUAGUGGUUGUGCGUAAAAAAGAUGGAACGAUACGCAUGUGCAUGGACGCCAAGUCGACAAUUAAUCGAUAUAAUCAUACCCCUUCGACGGUCACAAACCAAUCUCCGAUGACGACAAUGUUAAGCUAUGUACCACGGACUUCUCUUACCAUAACGACGGCAUGCGCGAAAUUGAGAAAAGAUGACUUGAAGCCGGGGGAGAAAAUAUAUUAUUUCUUCAACCACGAUUGGAUUCCCGGAAAAGUGCUAGAGAAGCAGUCAAGGGUGGUGUACAUCAUACAAAUCGGGAACGCUCGCAUUAAGGUCCAUAGAGACCAGAUAAAACCGCGGCAGAGUAGCUUCAUAGAGCUGGAGGACAGCAGUGACCAAGACAGCAGCGAUUCAGAGGAGUAUCUGAGUCCUCCGGAGUCCCCCAUGCCAACCCCGAAGGCGCCACCAAAGCCACCGAUGAAAAGUGAAGAAACUCCAAGGCGGAGCCGUCGUUUGUUAUCAAAAAAAAGGUUAAAUUAUAAGAUGUAAAUUUAGAAUACAUAGGGGGAGGAAAAUGUGAUGUAAUCUCCCGUUAGUUGGGUAUAAAUAAAGAACCACCGAGGGCUUCGGUCU
This is a messenger RNA of Lutzomyia longipalpis, 1084 nucleotides long. RefSeq lists its product as uncharacterized. Bases 86 to 1000 code for a protein of 304 amino acids. The record is from RefSeq and is a predicted model, not a curated record. NCBI's taxonomy places the organism in Eukaryota, Metazoa, Arthropoda, Insecta, Diptera, Psychodidae. The transcript is spliced from 2 exons.